Molecule: messenger RNA, 3750 nt
Organism: Plectropomus leopardus (leopard coralgrouper)
Lineage: Eukaryota; Metazoa; Chordata; Actinopteri; Perciformes; Serranidae
Gene: ark2n
Product: arkadia (rnf111) N-terminal like PKA signaling regulator 2n
Source: RefSeq, a predicted model, not a curated record
UGGAGACAUUUUAAAAUAAACACACAGCUAACCGCUAAAGGCUAACGGGGCUCGCGAAGGUGCGAGCGCACUGCGCCAAAACACGUUCAAAUCCCUCCAAGUUGUGUAGAAGUGAAGCACAUUCAACAGUGCGUCGUUUAUGCAUCGUAAAUCAAAGACGCUACAAAUUACCGAAGAUGUUGAAAAGUCUGACACUGGAGAAAGAAGAAUAUAACUAACGCCGCGCAGGUGAGCUCCUGUCCAGGCACAUUGGUCCAUGUUUGUUGGACCUUUGGGCUCUGGGCUCAACUAGCAUGAAGAUGGCUGACUCAGAGAAGGCAGAGGAAUUUGCGUAUGCGGAGUUACCCCCAGAGUGCCUUGAUGAAGCACAAUCAGCCACAGGCUCUGUUCAGGGAGAGCAGGAUGAGCAUCUGAAAACAGAGACCACCACCAGUACCAGCUCACCACCGCGGGAGAAGGAGGCAGACAGUCCCUUGAAUACAGAGGGUGAGCAGAGCCUCCUCUCCAUGCCAUGCCUGAUGAAAGAGCUCCGCCGAGACUCCCCAGAGUCCCAGCAUGCCUCUACAGGGAGCGACAAGCCCGUAUCUCGACAUAUCUAUGAGAGUGACUCCUCAAACCCCUGCAUGCUCUCCCCCUCAUCCAGCGGCCACCUUGCUGACUCAGACACACUUUCCUCAGGAGAAGAUGGCACUGCUCCUCCCGCAGGAAAAGAGGAAGAUGGCAACAUGGAAGCUUCAAAUGAUCCUGGGCAGGCAACAGGAAGGCAGUCAUCUGCCACAGCUACAGGGGGGAGGAAGUCUCGGCGGUCACGUUCUGAGAGCGAGAUGCCGCCCAAUGCAAUGGCUGCAAAGAAAAACCGCUGCCAGCCCACCUUGGUCGCAGCAGGAGGGCAGGAAAAACAAACCAACGGCAAGCUGGCGAAAGUGAAAGGUCACAGGAGCCAGAAACACAAGGAGCGAAUGCGUUUGCUGAGGCAAAAACGGGAGGCAGCAGCACGGAAGAAAUAUAACCUGCUGCAGGACAGCAGUACGAGUGACAGCGAGCUCACGUGUGACUCCAGCACCAGCUCCUCUGAGGACGAGGACGAUGACACUUCAGGAGGUAGCAAGACAAUCAAGACAGAUAUUUCAGCUGGCUUCAGACGUGCAUCGGAGAGAUCCAGAGUGGGCGCCCAGAUUCAUGGGCUGCUGGACACCAGUUCGUGGGACAGGAACGGCAUCGGGAGCGUUCUGGAGGAGGCCAUGACGCGAUUUGCCGUGAUGCAGCGCCAGACCGAGGAGCGCUUCCGCAUCUGGAUGGAAAAGCUCGCACACCUCGACUCGGACAACGACUCGUCUAAACGCUCAAGUGAUGCCGUAGAGGGGCAGCAGCAUCCCUCCCAGGGGGGACGCCCAUCCCCACCCAGCUCCUUUUUGCCAUCGUCUGAGUCUGCAGAGACCAUGGCCGCCUACAUGUUGGCACGAGAGAACAACAGUCUCACCUCCACCCCUAUGAACAACAACAACAACAUCCUACCUGAAGCAGUCACUCAGAAUGGAAAUCUAGGUGUUCCAGACCCUGGUCUCUUGAAUGUUUAGAUUUCACUUCUAUUCGCUGUGAUCUCACCAAGUGUAGAACUAGUUGAUACAGAAAGCAUGGCAAUGGGUAUUAAUAGAUAAAUGAUACGAGGUCACUAAACGGAUACACCAUCAACAGCAGCUGGGCCUGAGCCGGCGAACUUGACUGUGUGCAGAGCUGAGGCUCAGUGCGUCUGCUGGCACUGAAUCACUGUGAAAUUUGACAUUCAGAAUAAUUCAACUCACCUGUUUGAUUUCUGCAGCGUCUGUCGACACAGACUCGGGGCAUAUCUCAAUAGACUGUUGAGUCAGGGCUCUUAUUGUAUUGCUUAUCGUAUGGCUUGUUUGUUUUUGAGUACUAGCUGUACACUCACAUACAUACAGACACAGAAGCUGGUUAUAUCAUUCAUACAGACUGUGCUUUACAGCACCUGGGCAGCCAUCAUGACAGAGCUAGGUUGGGUGCUGCUGCUUAAUAGCAUGUGCCUUGUCAUUCCUGACUUCAUGCUGGGAAUGAUAGCUAGAGCAUCAUAUUUCUUUAGGUCCAGCACUCUACAUUACCCUUCUUUCUCCCGAACUAUGUUUGCACUUUGCUUGUAAAUGGUUCAGGACUUUUAAAAAUCUUGUGACAACCUUUAUUUUGGUGGUAUAGCUUUACUAACAUCAAAAACAUUUACAUAACAAUAUAGAUUUGCCUAUAAAUAUAAACACACAAUAUACUAACCCACAUGAGACCUUGCUUUUUAAAAUCCUCAAUUAGAUUAGAUGUGUUUACAUUUUGUAAUGUUUGCCUUUCUGUUACAUUUGCUGCUACUGCUGCCUUUGUGCAGUAACAAGAAACUAGUGAGGGGGGGGUGGCUCCCAAUGUUUAUUUUUAGUAGCCUAUGUAUAGAUUAUAGACAUCAGAUAAGGCAUGGGUUCCUAUGUUGCAGCUAUUCGCUUCAAUGUCAAGAGCCUGAAAUCUUCACUAAUAUUUGCCUAGUUUAUUUUUAUUCACACUGGUCCUCCAGCUUGGCCUGUGUCUCCACAAGGCGCCGCGCACUCCGCAGCUUGACUUUGAACUGAAAACCGAGGCAUCAAACUAACAAAUACACAGCAGUAAUACAGCUGCAGUAUGGUGCAUGGCAAUGUUUACUGAUUUCUUAAAAAAAACUGACUGAUCUUAGUGAUCAAGUGGCCUUCUCUGGUUCAGAUCCUGUGGUCUUUGAGGUGGAAACUCUCCGCCUCAACCCUAUCCUCCAUACUACUUUCAAGACCAUGGUGUCACAGUUUUUAACACUGCUAACCAUCACAGACACUGAUGAAGGAAUCUUUGGCCUAAUCAUAUUUAUAGUUAGGAUGUUAAAAAAAAAGUGUUUUCUGUAUGUGUAUAUGUAGCCCUAUGACUGUCCCGUUUUACAAAGCUGGAGGCAUUGUUUCCCCACCUGUUUGCAUGUGGUAAUAUUAGUAUAUAGAAUGUGCAAGGCCAAAUUAGUUUUCAUCAGCAGCAUGUGUGCAAGGUAUAGCUUUGCUUAUGCUGAUAAAUGGUGACUGAUUGAACAUUUUAUCUAUUUAGUUGUUUUCUUUUGGCCUUAAGUUUUUGUUUUCAAUUCUGUGAAUAUUGGUGUUGCGUAAUUACCUACAUUUGGAUCCCAAAACUGCUGUCCUGCAUUUGUUAAUGCUGAAAUUACCUUUAAAAUCAACUGUUUUGUCAACAUGGUAAAGGGAGCCUUGUGCAUACUCUCACAAACUGUGUGCAUUAAAAACAACACUAAGGACAGUCCAUUGUUUACCAAAGAGACUAUCCUGGUUUACAUCAGUCCUUUUUCUAACUUAAAUACAUGGCCUUUACAUUGGCAAGUCCUCUGGGUUUGUCUGGUACCUGCCUGUUUCAGUCCAAUCAGCUAUUCAUAGGCAGUGUUCUCUCAAAGUACACACUGUCCAGACGAACCCCCCCUCACACACACCCACAGUCAAGUCUGGAUGAUAGCUGUGUAUGUGUGUCUCCCAGGGACUCCUUUUACAGGGUAGAACAAACAUGUUCCCGCUCCUCCACAGAGUUCUUCUAUUGUUUGGCUUUUAUUAUCCUCCCACUACAUUUCAUUCACCAAGUAAGAUAAUUUUGAAGUGUUUUGUAAUGACUGUACUCUAGUGUAGUUUUUAUGUGAAUGGCUGUUAUUUUAAAAGCAAUAAAUGGAGAGAGAGAAAAAAAAAA